This is a messenger RNA of Pistacia vera, 3023 nucleotides long. RefSeq lists its product as uncharacterized. NCBI's taxonomy places the organism in Eukaryota, Viridiplantae, Streptophyta, Magnoliopsida, Sapindales, Anacardiaceae. Gene Ontology annotation, biological process: autophagosome assembly. The record is from RefSeq and is a predicted model, not a curated record. Gene Ontology annotation, cellular component: autophagosome membrane. The coding region runs from base 146 to 2731 and encodes 861 amino acids. The transcript has 7 exons.
AGAUCAAUAUGUUUUGUUUGAACACUUAACUUUUGUGCACUAUAGAUCCCUUUUGUGGGUUGGGCCAGCACUUCUGUUUUCUACCGCUACUGGAAUUAGUGUGCUAGGCUGGGAUGGAAAAGUUAGGACCAUUGUCUCAAUUAGUAUGCCAAAUUCAGUUUUGGUUGGCGCUUUGAAUGAUCGCUUAUUGCUCGCUAACCCAACGGAUAUCAGUCCAAAACAAAAGAAAGGGUUUGAGGUUAAGAGUUGUCUUGUUGGGCUUCUUGAACCUCUUCUUAUCGGGUUUGCCACGAUGCAGCAAUAUUUUGAGCAGAAGCUUGACCUGUCUGAAAUAUUGUACCAAAUAACAUCAAGAUUUGACAGCUUGCGUAUAACUCCCCGGUCUCUUGAUAUUCUUGCCAAAGGUCCUCCUGUCUGUGGGGACCUUGCUGUAUCGCUAUCCCAAGCUGGACCACAUUUCACUCAGGUGUUGCGGGGCAUAUAUGCAAUUAAAGCUCUCCGGUUUUCUACUGCUCUAUCUGUUCUGAAGGAUGAAUUUUUGCGCUCUAGAGAUUAUCCAAAAUGUCCUCCAACCUCGCAUUUAUUCCAUCGCUUCCGGCAAUUGGGAUAUGCCUGUAUAAAGUAUGGACAGUUUGACAGUGCCAAAGAAACUUUUGAAGUCAUAGCAGACUAUGAAAGCAUGCUUGAUAUGUUUAUCUGCCACCUUAAUCCUAGUGCAAUGCGUCGUCUUGCUCAAAGAUUGGAAGAAGAAGAGGCUAAUUCGGAAUUGAGGCGAUAUUGUGAAAGGAUUUUAAGAGUCCGUUCUACUGGAUGGACACAAGGCAUUUUUGCCAACUUUGCUGCUGAGAGUAUGGUUCCGAAAGGACCUGAAUGGGGUGGUGGGAACUGGGAAAUCAAGACUCCUACUAACUUGAAGAGUAUACCUCAGUGGGAACUGGCUGCAGAAGUGGUGCCUUAUAUGAGGACUGAUGAUGGUCCCAUACCAUCUAUUAUUUCUGAUCAUAUUGGCGUUUACCUGGGCUCAAUCAAGGGAAGAGGCAAUAUUGUCGAAGUAACAGAAAAAAGUUUGGUUAAACCUUUCAUGCCUGCAGGAGCUGACAAUAAACCUAAUGGUCUUCAUACUACUUUAGCUAAAUCUAUGUCUAACAAAUCAAAGGGAGCGCCUGAUGGUGAUUCCAAGGUCAGUUCACUGAUGGGUCUGGAAACUCUUACAAGUCAAUAUGCUGGUUCCACUGCUGCUGAUGAACAGGCUAAAGCUGAAGAAGAAUUUAAGAAAACAAUGUAUGGUGCAACUGCUGAUGGUAGCAGCAGUGAUGAGGAGGGAGCAUCAAAAGCCAAAAAAUUACAAAUUAGAAUACGAGAUAAGCCUAUUGCAUCUGCUACAGUGGAUGUCAAUAAGAUUAAAGAAGCCACGAAGCAGUUUAAACUUGGUGACGGGUUGGGCCCACCUAUGAGGUCUAAGUCAACUAUUGGAUCCCAGGACCUUGGUCAGAUUUUAUCCCAACCUUCUCCUGCUACCAGUGGAAGUGCAGCCGCCCUUACAGGUUCUGCUCCUGUUGACCCAUUUGGUACUGAAUCUUGGGCACAACCUCCAUCAGUAUCACAGCCAGCUCCUACGGCUGCAGGUAUGGGAGCUACAGCUCGACCUAUUCCAGAAGACUUUUUCCACAAUACAAUUCCGUCGCUCCAAGUUGCUGCCACCCUGCCUCCUCCUGGAACUUCUUAUCUUGCAAAAUAUGAACAAGCUGCUAGAGGCAUUGAAAGUAGCAAUGUAAUACCUAACCAGGCAAGUGUAUCUGCCGCUGAUAUUGGUCUCCCUGGUGGUGGUAUUCCCCCACAAGCUCCUCAGCAACCUGCAAUUCCAGUUGAGUCCAUUGGACUUCCUGAUGGUGGUGUUCCACCACAAUCUUCUGGUCAGGCUCCUUUCCUGUCUCAACCUCAGGUUCAAGCUGCUCAGGUCCCACCUUCCACACAACCUCUUGAUCUCAGUGCCCUUGGAGUUCCAGAUUCUGGGAAAGCCACUACUCAUCCCGUUUCUCCGCCAGCAUCAGUCCGCCCUGGACAGGUUCCUCGUGGGGCAGCUGCUCCAGUAUGUUUCAAGACUGGUCUUGCUCACCUUGAGCAGAAUCAACUUCCAGAUGCACUAUCUUGUUUUGAUGAAGCUUUCCUUGCACUAGCUAAGGAUCAGUCUCGAGGCGCUGAUAUUAAAGCUCAAGCAACCAUCUGUGCACAGUACAAGAUAGCAGUCACUCUUCUGCAGGAAAUUUUACGACUGCAGAAAGUUCAAGGCCCUAGUGCAAUCAGUGCAAAAGAUGAAAUGGCUAGACUGUCACGUCAUUUGGGUUCUCUACCUCUUCAGACAAAGCACCGAAUAAAUUGCAUUCGAACUGCCAUUAAACGGAACAUGGAUGUUCAGAAUUUUGGAUAUGCCAAACAGAUGCUUGAGCUGCUUCUGUCCAAAGCUCCUCCGAGUAAGCAGGAUGAGUUGAGGAGUCUGAUUGACAUGUGUGUUCAGAGGGGUUUGACCAACAAGUCUAUUGAUCCAUUAGAAGAUCCCUCUCAAUUCUGUGCUGCCACACUUAGCCGUCUGUCUACCAUUGGAUACGAUGUCUGUGAUCUUUGUGGGGCCAAAUUUUCAGCGCUUUCAACACCUGGAUGCAUUAUCUGCGGUAUGGGAAGUAUUCAAAGAUCAGAUGCAGUUGCAGGGCCUGUUCCUUCACCAUUUGGCUGAGAUUGAAGAUUUGCAAAAUUUUUUGCUUUAUUUUGUCCCAUUAGGGCUUCUUACUGUCACCCUCCCUCAUCAUACCACUGAUUCAGAAAGAAUGAGCCAUUUAUUAUAGAGGAAGCUACAUAGCAUCGCCAAUUGGUAUAUAGUGUAAUUUUAAAUUUGUUUGUAAAUGAUUGUUUCUCUUUUUACAUAUUUUACCACCGUCUUCACUUGUUUGUUGUAAUAUGUGCUUGCUCGGUUUCUAAAUUCUAAUGGAAGACAUUAAUAAAAAAUGCAUUCACAGUUUUGUAAGCUA